CACACACACUCUCUCUCUCUCUCCCUAAUGCCUCGUGACUCUUAACCAAAGCACUUUAAAACCGCCGCACUUCUCAUGAGUCUGCGUCUCUCUUCUUCUCCAUCACAGUUAACCACAGUUCAUCUUCUCUGAUCUUCUCCUCCGCCAUGCGCUCGCCGCAUGCCUUCCGUAAUGGCGAAUCUCCGACCUCACGGGACCACACUCAUUUCCACUCCACCGUCGCUGCUCAGAAACUCCGUCGCUUCAACUCCCUGAUCCUCCUCCUCCGCCUCGCCUCUUUCUCCUUCUCCCUCGCCUCCGCCGUCUUCAUGCUCACCAAUUCUCGCGGCUCCGGUUCACCUCACUGGUAUGAUUUCGACGCUUUCAGAUUCGUGUUCGUCGCAAACGUGAUCGUGGCGUUAUAUUCGCUGUUCGAAAUGGGAACUUGCGUUUGGGAAUUUUCCAGAGAAACCACCUUAUGGCCUGAAGCUUUUCAAGUCUGGUUCGAUUUUGGACAUGACCAGGUGUUCUCUUACCUGUUGCUAUCGGCAGGAUCAGCUGCAGCAGCACUAGCUAGAACGAUGAGGGGAGGGGACACGUGUACGGCUAACAAAGCCUUCUGCUUGCAGUCAGAUGUAGCCAUUGGCUUAGGCUUUGCUGCUUUUCUAUUCCUCGCUUUCUCUUCCUGCUUCUCUGGUUUUCGAGUUGCAUGUUUCCUCAUUACAGGCUCUCGUUUUCACCUUUAGUGCUUCUUAACAGUAGAAAAACAGAGUGAGUCAGUUUCUCUUACAUUUGUUUGUGGAGUUGAUAUGUUAUUAAAACUUUACCAUAUAUAUAAAGGUUACAAUCAAA
Messenger RNA from Eutrema salsugineum, 831 nucleotides. RefSeq names its product CASP-like protein 4C1. NCBI's taxonomy places the organism in Eukaryota, Viridiplantae, Streptophyta, Magnoliopsida, Brassicales, Brassicaceae. The coding region runs from base 147 to 725 and encodes 192 amino acids. The transcript has 3 exons. The record is from RefSeq and is a predicted model, not a curated record.